AUGGAUCAAUUAAUCCCAGUUAUUAAUAAACUUCAAGAUGUAUUUAAUACAUUAGGAUCAGACCCAUUGGAUUUACCACAAAUCGUUGUUGUUGGUAGUCAAUCUUCAGGUAAAAGUAGUGUACUUGAAAAUAUAGUAGGUCGUGAUUUUUUACCAAGAGGUUCUGGUAUUGUAACAAGAAGACCUUUGAUUUUACAAUUAACUCAUUUACCAAUUGCUGAUGAUGGAUCACAAACUCAAGAAUGGGGUGAAUUUUUACAUAAACCAAAUGAUAUGUUUUAUGAUUUCUCAGAGAUUAGAGAAGAGAUUAUACGUGAUACUGAUAGAAUGACAGGUAAGAAUAAAGGUAUUUCAGCACAACCAAUCAAUUUAAAGAUCUAUUCACCACAUGUUGUAAACUUGACAUUGGUGGAUUUACCAGGUAUAACCAAGGUACCAGUUGGUGAUCAACCUACUGAUAUUGAACAACAAAUUCGUAGAAUGGUAAUGGCCUACAUAAAGAAACAAAAUGCUAUUAUCGUUGCAGUGACACCAGCAAAUACUGAUUUAGCAAAUUCUGAUGCCUUGCAAUUGGCUAAAGAGGUGGAUCCAGAGGGUAAGAGAACCAUUGGUGUCAUCACUAAAUUGGAUUUAAUGGAUAAAGGUACCGACGCUAUGGAGGUGUUGACCGGUCGUGUCAUUCCAUUGACAUUGGGUUUCAUUGGUGUCAUCAAUCGUAGUCAGGAGGAUAUCAUUGCAAAGAAAUCCAUUAGAGAGUCAUUAAAGAGUGAGAUACUCUACUUUAAGAAUCAUCCAAUCUAUAAAUCAAUUGCCAAUCGUUCAGGUACAGCCUACCUCUCGAAAACUCUCAAUAAAUUAUUAAUGUUUCACAUUAGAGACACCCUCCCAGACCUAAAGGUAAAGGUCAGUAAAAUGUUAUCCGAUGUCCAAGGUGAAUUGUCUACCUAUGGCGACCCUUUAUACGAUACAAAGAAUAGCCAAGGCGCCCUCCUCUUACAAAUUAUCACUAUCUUUAGUAGCAAUUUCAAAGAUGCCAUCGAUGGUAAACUCACCGAUCUCUCCAAUAAUGAACUCUAUGGUGGUGCUCGUAUCUCUUAUAUUUUCAAUGAGAUCUACUCUCAUUGUGUCAAUAAUAUCGAUCCUUUGGAAGGCAUUUCUCUCAACGAUAUUAGAACCACCAUGCGUAAUGCUACAGGUCCAAGAGCUGCCCUCUUCAUUCCUGAAAUCUCCUUUGAACUCUUGGUAAAGAAACAAGUCGUUCGUUUGGAGGAACCAAGUGCUCAAUGUGUUGAAUAUGUCUAUGAUGAACUUCAAAGAAUCGUCUCACAAUUGGAGGCUAAGGAAUUGUCACGUUUCAUUAAUCUCAAAGCUAGAGUAAUCGAAGUGGUCAAUAAUCUUCUUCAAAAACAUAAAGUACCAACCAAAACAAUGAUUGAACAUCUCAUAAAAAUUGAAACAGCUUUCAUCAAUACUUCUCAUCCAGAUUUUGUAGGUGGUGAAGGUAUCUUUGAAUCAUUAUAUAAAAAACAACAACUCCAACAACAAAAUCAUCUUCAACAAUUACAAGAUCAAUAUCAACAACAACAACAGCAACAACAACAACAACAACAACAAAAUGGUAUCAAUAAUAAUCAAAAGGGUGAUAAUGGUAAUAUGAAUGUAAAUCAACAAAAUAUGAAUCAACAAAAUAUGAAUCAACAAAAUCAAAGUACAAAUCCAUUCUUACAACAACAACAACAAGGUCAAAAUAAAUAUCCAGGUGGUCCACCAGCUCAACAACAACCAAAUCAACAACCAAAUCAACUUAAUAAAGGUCCACAAAAUAUGCCUCCAAAUCAAUCUAAACCAAGUUCAAUCCCACAAAAUGGUCCAAACAAUAAUAAUAAUAAUAACAAUAAUAAUAAUAGACAAGAUCAUCAACAAGGUUCUUUCUUUUCAUCUUUUUUCAGAGCUUCACCUGAUCCAUCUUUAGGUCAAUAUGGUGGUGCUAAUAAUAGUAAUAAUUCAAAUAAUCCAACAUCACCAAUUAAUUCAAGUAGUAAUAGCGGUAAUAAUUAUAAUACUUUUGGUGGUCAACAAUCAUCAUCUUCAUCAUCACAACAAUUACAACAAUCAUCACAAUCACAAUAUAAAACUAGUUAUAAUAAUAAUAAUAAUAGUAGCAGCAAUAAUAGUAGUUAUAAUCGUUAUCAAGAUGAUUUCUAUGGUAGAGGUGAUAAAUUAAAUCAAGUACCAUCAAUUAUUAAAGCACCAGAUGAUUUAACAAGUAAAGAGAAAUUUGAAACUGAAUUAAUUCGUGAACUUUUAAUUUCCUAUUUUAAUAUCGUUAAAAAGAAUGUUAAGGAUUCAGUUCCAAAAUCAAUUAUGCAUUUCUUGGUCAAUCAAUCAAAAGAACACAUUCAAAAUGAAUUGGUUGCAGCCCUCUACAAAGAGGAAUUGUUUGAUGAAUUAUUAGAGGAAUCACCACAAAUCUCUAGUAAGAGAAAAUCUUGUAAAGCUAUGAUCGAAAUUUUAAGAAAAGCAAAUGAAAUUAUUAAUGAAAUUAGAGAUUUUAGAAAUUAA
Dictyostelium discoideum AX4 is the source of this 2562-nucleotide messenger RNA. It is a transcript of the gene dymA, whose product is annotated as dynamin like protein. The coding region runs from base 1 to 2562 and encodes 853 amino acids. The record is from RefSeq and is a predicted model, not a curated record. Lineage: Eukaryota; Evosea; Eumycetozoa; Dictyosteliales; Dictyosteliaceae. Gene Ontology annotation, molecular function: GTP binding; GTPase activity. The transcript has 2 exons. Gene Ontology annotation, biological process: mitochondrion organization; mitochondrion distribution; membrane organization. Gene Ontology annotation, cellular component: cell division site; cytoplasm.